AUGCGCAGCGGACGAAAGAUUGACGAGGAGGACCCCUCCAUCCUCGACCCCAUUUUCCGAUCCGUCGACUUCUCCGACACCCGGGGCGUCGCCAUGAUGGAGCCCGCCGACGGCGAAAUGGACGCGGCCAUCUUCGACUCGUGGCUGCACAACCUCCACGGCACGAGCCUCGACGAGGCAGCGGCGAAUGCUACGGACGAGACUGAGGAUCUCGAGAGGCCUUUACGCCGCGAGAUUAUCCAAUUUUGGAAGCUCGUGCACUCGGACGUGCUUGAGUUCCUCAACGGGGCGACGGGGUACUGCGGGAAACGCGUGAGGCAGGAAUAUCUCCGCGUACCGUUUACCGGCGCCGAGGGCGCGGCGGCGGCGGCGCCGCGGAGCCAUGAUUUUGGAACGAAUGUGCUCGUCAUCCCGGCGUUUGUGGCGGAGGGUGCGGCGAUUCGGAUCACCAGGGAUGCCGUGAGGGAGAAGGGCACCGAGGCAGAGGUUGGGGUGUUUGACUUAGAGGAGAAUCCAUUUGAUAUUUUCUAUCUGAGGAGGGGAUUUCAGUACAACUUUUACGUUAAGGGGCAGGGGAGGAUGGGAAGACUGCGGGGUAUUGUCCGUGAGGAUGAUGAGGGCGAUGACGAUCUCAACAAGGAUGACGGGGAUGAUGGUGAGAAUGAAGAUUGA
This is a messenger RNA of Parascedosporium putredinis, 672 nucleotides long. The record is from the annotation of a GenBank genome assembly. Lineage: Eukaryota; Fungi; Ascomycota; Sordariomycetes; Microascales; Microascaceae.